ACAAUACAAUUGUAUUUAUCAUAGACAUAAUACGUUGAAGUUAAGCGUUACAAGUAUGUAUAAUAAAGUAGCUAUAAUAACAGGCUCGUCGUCGGGCAUUGGCGCCGGGAUUGCCCUAAAACUGUCGUCAAUGGGCGCGCGGGUAGUCGUCACCGGUCGCGAUGAGCGACGCAUUCAAGCGGUGGUCGAAAAAUGCGGAUUCGUUUCCAGCGGCAAAGUGCUGGGCGUGAGGGCAGACCUACUCGUGGACACAGACGUCCGGGAUUUGGUCGACCAGACUAUAGCCGCGUUCGGUUGCAUCGAUAUACUAGUCAACAGCGCCGGUAUUAUGCGUAUCAGCCCUUUUGACGACCGGUCAUACCUCGACACGUUUGAUGAGGUUAUGAGCGGCGACUUGAGGUGUAUUCAAGUGUUGACACAUUUAGUGGUGCCGUAUAUCGAGGCGACUAAAGGCGUCAUCAUUAAUAUCUCGAGUCUAGGCGGACAACGACCGGCUGUUGAGGCAAUAGCCUAUUCCAUGGCUAAAAAUGCCCUGGACAUGUUUACCAGAUGUUUGGCAAUUGAUCUGGGCCCAAAAGGCGUUCGUGUAAAUGGAAUUGCACCAGGACCUAUUCGUACGCCUAUAAUGGAUGACAAUGUGGUGGCUAUGACCGAAAAUUACUGUCAAUCCACUUUCCCAGUGGCACGUAUUGGGGAAACCAAUGACGUGUCCGAAAUGGUGGCAUACCUGGCCUCUGACAAGUCGUCAUUUAUUACCGGAGCGAUCAUUUUGGUCGAUGGCGGCGCUGCACUCGUUUAACAAACCUAUACAAUAGUACUAUAGUAUAACUAGUAUGGGAUUUUAUAUAUUAUUCUAGAAACUAUUAUUAAAUUUUAAGGAUUAUUAGAAAAUAAAUUACACAAGCCAACUAUGACUGAACAAGAAUG
This is a messenger RNA of Oppiella nova, 927 nucleotides long. The record is from the annotation of a GenBank genome assembly. NCBI's taxonomy places the organism in Eukaryota, Metazoa, Arthropoda, Arachnida, Sarcoptiformes, Oppiidae.